AUGACUGGUCUGAACCACAAUGAUUUUAUGCUCACGGUAUGGCUGGCUGCCCGUGUCACUUUCCAGAUUUACUCCGUGUUGAAUGGACCCUUUCUCUUGGCCAAAGUCCAGACUGGUACCUCACAUGUCGACACUGGUCUCAACCUCGCACCCUGUGCAGCUAGCAGGUCAAUGUGGCUCGGUGGCUGUGGGAAACAUGCAACUGACCGCACGAAGCACAAAGCCAAGGAGGUGACAAAGGGCGUAGCUGCUGGUGAGCAAAUGUUUAAGGCUUGUCCUGGAAAUACCCAGUGCAUUGUGCUGUCCAAGGGGGUGUUCGCAAAACCUGGAGAGAAGGUGACGAUCGAGGUGACCUUGACGACACACAUGAAGAAUUGUGACUUCUACGUGGGCCUGUUGGGGCAGAAUGGCCUCGGCACCUAUGACGGCGAGGUCUACGUCGCGCUGGGCGGAGUAGGGCUUACUGGGGUCUGCCAGAAAUUCCAAGAUGCCGAGUGUGGCCGUAAACUCAGCGACAGCUUUCCUGCAAUUCAGAUCGGACAAACAGUUCGGAUGUCUCUUUCCAUCGAUGAGAACGAGGAUGUCUUGCAGUAUUGGAUCAACGACGAGGAGGUGAUGGCUCCAGACCUGGUGGAGGCCGCCAGCGAGCUUCGAAGCAAGGCCACUCGAAGUGGUCCUUGGUGUGGUUGGAGGCUCUUCAUCGGUCUCACCUCGGCGACAUGUACCGUGAAGCUCCUGUGA
Durusdinium trenchii is the source of this 741-nucleotide messenger RNA. The record is from the annotation of a GenBank genome assembly. NCBI's taxonomy places the organism in Eukaryota, Dinophyceae, Suessiales, Symbiodiniaceae.